Drosophila subpulchrella is the source of this 1226-nucleotide messenger RNA. Its product is annotated as putative glutathione-specific gamma-glutamylcyclotransferase 2. Gene Ontology annotation, cellular component: cytoplasm. The coding region runs from base 61 to 1008 and encodes 315 amino acids. Gene Ontology annotation, biological process: glutathione catabolic process. The transcript has a single exon. Gene Ontology annotation, molecular function: gamma-glutamylcyclotransferase activity; glutathione specific gamma-glutamylcyclotransferase activity. The record is from RefSeq and is a predicted model, not a curated record. NCBI's taxonomy places the organism in Eukaryota, Metazoa, Arthropoda, Insecta, Diptera, Drosophilidae.
CAAGCCAAAUUAAUAAUUCUUUUUUUUUAAUUAUUUGGCGAACGAAGCACGGCAGCUGGAAUGUUGGGCUUUCUGCAGGCACUGCAAGGCAGCGGAUCCGGGGCGGAGCAACUGCCCGGCGACAUAUACACCGAGUUCUUCGCGGACAUCCUGCAGGCGGCCAGGGAAAAUGGAUGCAAGCCGGAGGAUCAGGAAAAAACGCAGGGAUUCUACAUGCUGCGCAGCUUCGACACGGAGAACAGCAAUCAAUUGGAGCCGCCGGCGGCCUCGGAUGAGGAUGCCUGGAUCUUUGGCUACGGGUCGCUGGUGUGGAAGGCGGAUUUUCCGUACAUAGACCGCCGGCGCGGAUUUGUUUGGGGCUUCAAGCGCCGCUUUUACCAGCACAGCAUCGAUCAUCGUGGAAUUCCAGAACGUCCUGGUCGCGUGGUCACUCUACUGCCGGGCGAUCCUGACCAGGAUCGCGUCUAUGGCGUGGCAUAUCGCAUUGCCGCGAGUCAAAAGGGCGCUGUGCUGGAUCAUCUGGAUUACAGGGAGAAGAAUGGCUACGAGCGUUGCAGCUUGGAGUUCCACGAGUAUUCGAAUACCACCGCUGGCGGUGGCGGCAAACCCAUCCAGGUGAUCAUGUACGUGGCCACGCAGGCGAACGACUCGUAUGCCGGCCAUGUCUGGCAAGUGCCCUGCAUCGCGAAGCAAAUCUUCAGCUCUGCUGGACCCAGCGGACCCAAUCGCGAGUACCUGUUCAAUCUGGCCACCGCCAUGGAUCAGCUCUUUCCCGGUGCCGUGGACGAGCACUUGGAGGAGCUGGUGGCCUGCGUGAGGCGUUACAUUGCCGAGGAUGAGCCCGAGCUGAUGCGGCAUGCCCUGUUGCAAGAGAUCGCCGGGAUUCUAAAGGAGGAGCAGCUGGCCGAGCAGGCUCAGCGUCUGGAGGAGCUGCUGGAACGAUGCCAGCAGCCUGGCGGACGCGAGUGGCUGCUCCACGGGGCUCUGCAGCCCAAGAGAGAGGCGUGACCCCCACCUAUUCCACUAGAGAAUUACUAUUUAUAUUAAAUGCCUUAAAUGAGCCUGGGCUGGGUGUUUUUCGCUGAUGCACCAUUCCAAAUAGACCGAUUAUAAUGACGUGGUACGGAGAUUUUUGACUAAUCAGGGACCCUUGGUAUCAUAAUUAGUAUUGUGAUUUAAAAUCAAUGAUUUAAAAAAUAUUUAUUUUAAAUAUUAAUGACAAUAAA